AUGGUAAUACAAUACGCUAAUGGCGGUUCAUUACGUCAAUAUCUGCAACGUAAUCAUCAGCAGUUAACAUGGAAUGAUAAGAUUAGAAUAGUUAAUGAGAUAGCAACUGGACUUUAUGCAAUACACCAGGAAAAUCUUUCUCAUAAAAAUUUGCAUCCUAAUAACAUAUUAAUUCAUGAUGGUAGAACAAUGAUUUCAGAUGUAGGGUAUUCUGAUAUAUGGAAUAGUGUUUCGAUAUCAGAAAUGAUAACAUUUUUAGAACCAUUCUGA
Molecule: messenger RNA, 270 nt
Organism: Entrophospora sp. SA101
Lineage: Eukaryota; Fungi; Glomeromycota; Glomeromycetes; Entrophosporales; Entrophosporaceae
Source: the annotation of a GenBank genome assembly